CCAGCCGAGUCCUAGAUUUGUUCACCUGUGUUUACAUAGCAGAUAAUUGGUGAGGCAAUCCAGGUGAAGCGAAGUGUGGCGAGGAGAGAAUCAUUGACCUGAUUUUACCUGGUACUCCUCAGUACGGUGACUCAAUGGGAACAAAAGUCAUUGUUUACUCUCACACGGUGGGAGACCACUGUUACAAGUUGUUGGAGAGAGGGGUGUUCACGCGAAGUUGUGUGCAGUCUGGACGCAAUUUACUUUGGGGUCAUGCCAGCUACAUGUAGUUAGUUGCCUGGCUUGUAGUUUUUAACUUGGAAUACUGGAUGUAUCGGUCCCGCUUGAACCCUGAUCAUUAAUAAGAUACUGAAGCCUGCUACACUAAAAAGCCCUGUGGAUGCUGUACUCUUAAUAUCUGCGAGACGCUUCAUUCUCAGCGGGGAACAUCAUGUCCGUAACUGAACCAAUGCUGAACAUAUACCCGUCCACGAACCACCAUGCGCAGAUGCACCACGACGGACCGCUGGCCAAUGGCGAGACCAGCUCGACGACCAGCAGCGAAUCGGACGUCCAGCUUAAGGGCCAGAACGGCUCGCUCUCCCCAAUGGACAACGGCCCCGACAUGUACACGUCGGACGGCUCCAUCGACAGUCAGGGCCAGGUGCAGCAAUAUGUAAACGGGCCCAUCGCCAACUCGUGCCCAGCGAACUACAUCCAGGAAUACGACGGCAGCAUGGACGGGACCAACGCCAACUACGUGCCCAUCCCGGGCCAGGAAUAUGACGGGCAUUUGGAUUAUCCCUCGCCCAACCAGGAGUAUGUGAACCAGGAAAUCUACCAGGGUCAAAGCCCGGAAUAUGUGGAUUAUAACCAGGGGCAGGGGACGACGCCCAUGCCGGUGGAAGAGGGUGUGCCCCAGGGACAGGUGCAAGAGGAAGGGGUACAGGGACAAACCCAGGGACAAAAGCAGAAAUAUGUGUUUUAUCUGCAGAUCAAACCUGGUGAAGCAUUUCCGGUGGAAAAUGGGGAUCAAGUACAAUAUAUACACGGUCCAACGCUAGUUCAACUCCUUUCCAAUUCCCCCACCCCUCCGCAAAUUCACAUGGUGAAAACCGGGCACGGAUGCGUCCAAACCAUGGCCAACAACCUACCCCUCCAGCCUCCGGCGCCAAUGCAGUCCAUGCCCAUGCAGCUACCCGUACCGCAGGACGGCCGCGACGCCAUCAACCAGGCACCCGUCUACCCCAAUCACAACCAGGCACCGGCCGCGGCGCCGGUACAGCAGCAAAUGUACCAGCAGCAGCCACCGAUGUUCCAGCAGCCCCCUCCCGGUAACCAGCAGGUGUACCCCCCUCAUAUGCUGGGGGGUUACCCUAAUACGGCGGGUAUCCCGCCACAAAUGCACACCCAUGUACCAACGGUGUUCAUGGGUACCGGUGUCCACCCCACCCCAAUGCAUAUUCAGAGGUUUCCUCCCGCUCCAUGUACCUCAAACCAUCCUCAUCCUCAGCAUCAAGGUUCGAAUGGGGAUCUUUCACCUCGCCAAGAAAAUCCUCACAGGCCUGUUCUUCCAAGACCUAGGCCCCGAGACGACCGAGCCGACAAGCAACGGGAGAAACUUCAGAAAAAGCUGCGCGAGCGGGAACGGCAAAAAGAAAACACGGGCCACAGCAGCCAUUCCAGUAGUCCCCAGUCCUCCCCCAGGGGCAUGAACUCACAUAGUAGCGGUGUGCUACGGCCUACGGAGAAUGGCACCAACUCCAGAGGGAGUAAGAAGAAAAGACAGAACAGCCUCAAAGAUGAAAGUGAAGAAAACCCUCAAGUCAAGAGACUCAAGGAUCUAUUGUCCAGUAUCCAGGUGCCAGAGGUGGAGCAGAUCACAGCCCGGUCAGCAACGGUCAGGUGGUCAAUACCAGAACCCUACCACUCGGGCCAAGGUGACGAAGACCUCUACGAAGACCACGGGAUAGAUCCUACGGCCAUCAGCUACGAACUCAAAGUUCUGGACAAAGCCAAGAAUUGUAGUCCUGGAACCAUUUACAGUAAUAGUCUUCAUCAGACACUGACAGACCUGAAGCCUGCUACUGAGUACCAACUAAGUGUGAGUGCAAUAUUGGACGGCGUACGCGGUGGUCCCUCACGGCCGGUUAUCUUCGAGACCCAUGGCUGCCCGCCUGAUGUGCCCUUGAUGCCCCGGCUCACGGGCAGGACCAAGAACUUCCUGGUCCUGUCAUGGAAGGCGUCAAACUCCAAUGGGUCCAAGAUCCACAGUUAUCUGCUGCAAUGUGAUAAGGGUAAUGGUUCAAGCGGCUACGUAGCAAUAUACGAAGGAGCAGACAAACAGUACAAAAUCACCAAGCUUCAGCCCUCCACACUGUACAGGUUUAGAUUACAAGCCAUCAACAGCCAUGGAUCAAGUGGGUUCAGCGAGGAAGCCAAGUUCUAUACAUCGGGCAGCGUGCCCCCUGUGCCCAGUCCGCCAACCCUAAUAGAAGCACUUGCCAGGAGUCUAAAGCUGCAAUGGCAGAGGGGCUCUGGAGACAUCCAUGGGUACUGUUUAGAAAUGGAUGACGAAUCUAAGCGCUAUGGCUUCCAAGUGGUGUACAGAGGGGAGGAAACGAGUCACUGUUGUAAAAAUCUUGCCAGAAAUUCAGAUUACAAGUUUAGGUUAUGUGCCUUCAAUGAAGAGGGAAACAGUCGGUGGAGUAGCAUAGUGGCCUUUCGCACGAUGCCUGACGCACCGCGAGCGCCUUCCAAGCCAAGCCUCAAGGGAAAACCCCAUUCCACCAGCUUCAAGAUCAUGUGGGAUCCACCAAGGGAUUGCGGAGGCUCUGAAAUAACUUCCUAUCAACUAGAAAAAGCUGAAGUUAGAAAUGGUCCCUUCUCGCCAGCGUACAGGGGUAUGGAACGGGAGCAUCAGUUUGACAAUCUUAAGCCCGGAUGUACUUACUACCUUAGAGUCUCGUGUACGAGUAAAGGAGGAGCGAGUCCAUGUUCGGAGGUGUUCAGUAUAACAACGCUACCCAUAGUACCAGGCCAAAGUCAUACACCCAGAGUACAUGGAAAACCCAAGGCUACUUCGGUCAACUUGAGAUGGGGUAUGCCUGACUACAACGGAGGGGCUCCAAUCACCGAGUUCUCCGUAGAAAUGACAGCAGCUGAUAAUGUUACUAGCGAAGUCCACCGGGCAACUGCAGACAUCACCGAGUGUACAGUGAACAGCCUGCUCCCCGGAAGGACGUACGACUUCAGGCUGAGGUCUUGUAAUAAGAUAGGGUACGGGCCCUACUCGGAACCUCUUCGGGUCAGCACGGGGGCGGGGCCACCCGACGCCCCCACCGAGCUGACGGCGUCCUGCGUCACCACCUCUGUUGUCCUUCUCAGCUGGCAGAAACCCUGCUUCAACGGAGCGGACAUCACGGAAUACAGAGUGGAGAAGGCCUCUGAGAAUGGCACAUUCUCAUUAGCAUACAGUGGCUCGGCCACCACCUGCGAAAUCCGGGGCCUCCAACCUGCUACCUACUACUACAUGAGGGUCCAGGCCCUCAACGCGGCCGGCCACGGGCCCUUCAGCUCGGUGGCCACCUGCCAGACCCUCCCCUCGUCCCCGGAGGCCGUCCCCUCUCUAAGGGUGGUCUCCUCCACCUCGGACUCGCUGCUCAUCCAAUGGACGGAGCCCAGCGAUUGCGGGUCGGAGAUCAUCGCCUAUAACCUGGACAUCGGCGAGGGCCAGCCCAUCUUCGUGGAGGGCAACGUAACCCAGUACUGUGUAGACCAGUUAGAACCAGAUACCAAAUAUAGGAUACGAGUGCAAGCCCUGAACAGCAUCGGUGAGGGUCCCUACAGCGCCGUCCUGAAGGCCAUCACCAGAGCCCUACCCCCGAUCCCACCCAGGCUAGAGUGCGUCUAUUACAGCCAUCAGUCGCUCAAGCUCAAAUGGGGCGAUCAGAACCGGAUCGCCGGAGACUCCAAGUCUGUCAACUUCACCUUGGAGAUGGAAGACAAGAGGGGAAGAUUUGUAGUCGUCUACUCUGGUAUCAAUCUCAAUCAGAAGGUCACCAGGUUGAGCGAGAGCACCAGCUACAAGUUUAGGAUUCUCGCCAGCAACGAGGCAGGAACGGGACCCUACUCGGAAGACUUCGUCUUUGCCACGACAAAGGCUCCACCCGUGACGCUUAAAGCUCCCACGAUGGAAGUUGAUCAAGAUUCUUGCCAGAUCUCCUGGGCCGAAGCUAUCCUCCAUCAGCAGGAGGAUCUCAUGCACUACCAAUGUCAGUACCAGAGGACCAGGGAAGGCGACGCAAGGGUGAUCUACCGUGGUCCGGAGAAGAGCUUCAAGCUAGAGCACCUUGAACUGAACGUGGAGCAUCGGGUACGAGUGUGUGCCAUCAGGGUACCAGGCGAUGGUUCCUCUGAGCUGACAGGGAUCUACAGUCCCUGGGCUCCGUUCACCAUCACCCCACCGGCAGCCAAGGAGGAGGCACUCAUGGCAGAUGGGGAUGGCGAUGGACUGACGGACCUGGACUCAAAGCCGAUGGGGGACAGUCAGCUGGCUAUGAUCAUCGUGGCGUGCUUCUGCGUGAUAGCCAUCCUAAUUGCCGUCUUUCUGCAGUGGUAUCUAGGCUCGUAACGGACGUGGCAGCUGGAGUGCUGGACCAAGGUGGCGGGCGCCCUCUUUGGCUGACGGAGGGCAGGGAAGUUCCCUCUCCCCCCCCUCUUUUUUUCUUCUUCAAGGCUUCGCUGACUAGAAUCUCUGAUAUUGACCCGUAGGACUCCAUCUGGCCAAUCUCGCACGGCCUUCACAGAGGAUAGUUACCAAUUAGCCUCGGAAUGCGCAUCGAGUCGUAUUCGGCCAUCCCUUCUUCUGCAAUCUUAGAACGUGGGAAUCUGAACUAAUUGUCAGCUGCUGGUUAGUUUCAGCCCUGUGACAAAAAUCAGAUCACGCCAAAUAGCUCUCUGACUUUGCUGGAUUUAGAUAUUUCUUUUCAUACCUUUUGGUUUCAAACUUAUCUGCUGUUUCAUACACACACCAAACCCUUGCCCAUUUGGAUCGUUAACGGUCAUUCAGGUAGUAUGAAGCAUAGGCUUCAUGCACAAAAAAAUUCACGGGUUAAACAAUUGCUUCAUCACAAAGGACUGACUAACAUUAUCAGGUCAAACUUUCUCUAGAUUCAAAAUAGAAAUUGAAAGAACUUGGGUUUAAAUUAGCAUUGAUGAUGAAUUGAACAAAUUAUAUUCCAAUGAUCACUGCCUAGACAGCAUUUACCAAGCAUUCAUGGACCAUUUCAAACAUCAUUGUUGAGAUUCAAAGUCCUUGAUUUACUUCCACAACUGUAGCAUGUAAGUAGAACGUAUUACCUCUUAAAAAACUUGACGUGUAUGUUUUAACUGUCUUACAUGUAAUGAUUCGUUUGUGUACUUGUGCACUGCAUACACAUAGCAUCGUAACUUACAUUUUUUUGAGUGGCGAAUUCCAUCGGCAUGAAGUGACAUCCUUCUUUAAUUUUUUUUUGUUGCCUCUUCACUGCCCUCUCUUGAGGAGGUAGGACGAUAAGCCAUAUUAAGGAUUACGCAGAUGUUGAUGUCGGUGUGUUUUACUCGAAUGACUAACAGUUGUUUUGUACAACAAAGUAAAUACAUGUCAUGUAUUCUCUCUGAGGCAAAAGACAUUCAAACUUCUCCAAGAAACACGGAAUCAGCUCGGAAUGUCGUGCUUUAGGGAAAGGUUGACUGGCUGCAUGAAAGUGGGAGGAGUACUAAAUGGGCAAUGUGACUAAUUUUUGUAUUCGUACAAACCGGUGUAGGGCUUACAUCUUGUUGUUUUCCCGCAUCUUACAAAUUGAGGCCAGCAAACUUCUGGCAGGUUGCAGUUUAUGUCAAGGAAAAUCUGACCAUAGAUCAUUUUCCCCAAAAAAUCCUUUUUGUUUUGUUUAAUAACUGAGGGUUUGAAAAAAACAUUGUGCACAAUAUGUGCAGUAUAGAUUUUGAAGGAAUUCUUGAUGCUUUUCGUGACAGAGAGUCUAUUGCAGACAUAUUCCAGAAAAAAAGAAGAAAAGAAAGGUAGAAUUCUGAAAAGGGAGCAGUCACCAUUCAUGUAUUGUUUUAGAACGGUCUCAGUAUUAGGGAGGGAGGUGUUGAUUUGAAUUUCUUUUAACAGAUUUAAAAAAACAAAGUGUUCGUCAUUUAUGUGAAUUCAUGAAAUGUAUAGACAAAAUGAAAUUAUUUGUGAAUUUGCAGGAUUCACAUGGAUUUUGGGGCUCGCUUUAUACCUGUUAAACCACUAGUUCAGGAAACUAAAAUAGUUGUUUUUAGGGUCCAUGCCUAAGAUUUGAGAAUAUAAAUAGGAUUUGGGAUGGAUCGAGAGUAAGGUAAAAGGACAGGAACGGAAAGGAUUGAGCGGUUCUUAUUUUCUGAGGCUGAAGUUAUUAAGAUUAAGAGAUAGAUAAAGUUAGAAAGAUUAAGAAAGAGAGAUAAAGUUAUUAAGAUUAAGAGAGAGAUAAAGUUAUUAAGAUUAAGAGACAGAGAUACAGUUAUUAAGAGUUAUAAGAUUCAGAAAGUAGUAGAGGCAGGAAGGGGAUCAAGCCGAGUAAUGGGUAUCAAGCUCAUGUAAUUUUGAUAGAAUGAAACCAAGUUCUGUAGAAAAUUCAUGUCAGCCUCUUCACAAUACUCUGAUUUUCUCUCUACGUUUCCUUCUUGUUUAAAACAAAAUUCACUCGGGGCAUUGCCAAAUUAUAUAGAAAUGAACUAUGAGCAAGACAGAGAAACCAAAGUGCAUAUACAAUGAAUUCUAAGAGUAAAGUUUUAUUUUAAUACGAUAUUUGCGUAGAAUAACUCAACUGCAAGAAACUCUAUUUGUCAGAUAAUUAGAUGUUAUAUUAUAGUAUUUCAACUCAUUCAUUGAAUAGAUUUAUCAGGAACACGUAUGUAUUUAUUUUAUGUGUCAGUUAGCUGUUUGUUCAAAUGCGUACAGAAUUUCUUUUACCGGUAGUUUGGCAAACCAAACAAACAAUAUACAAUUUGAAAUGGAAUGUCUGAAAUUGAAUAAUACUAAAAUGAAUUGUUAACGAGUAAUUAUAAACCGUAGGCCAAUAAAUUGAUGUGAGCAAAUCUCUCACAGAUUGCAACAUGAACUGACAAUGUAAAUGAAAUGGAAUAAUCUAAAUUUGCAAUUCUCAUUGAAUGUUGGAAACAUAAUUGUGUUACAAGUGCUUUAAAAAAAAUGAAUAGGCAUUAGUUUGUAUCGCCUAUUCCCAUUUAUUAAAGGGCUGUAUGUGCUCUAUGGAGCUAUUUAAAGAACUAUCAUUUUAUAUCAUAGGCUAGUGAUUAAGAAAGGGAAGGCAUGAACCAAUUCCAGCGCAAAAAAGAUAAAUAGUGCCAGGUUUACAUCAUGCAUCAAUGUCUUAUAUGCAGUUGGUGAGGUUCAUACCCUAAACCCGAUCUGAAGUUGCUAGCUGACAAUAUAAUCAAUUUUGGGAGUUGGGCAUUAAUGAUGUAUUAGCUGCAAUGGUGUGUGGUGUUUAACAAGCACUACCGUUAUUCCAGAGAAGUAUCUUCUAGAGGUUAGUUUCUUGUUUUUACAAAGCUGCUGCAUGGUUAGAUGCUAGACCACAUAUUUUUGUGUGUUCAAAGAUUUGUGUGCAGUAGUGAAAUUAUGACAUGACUAGGCCACAAUGAUGCUAUAUGACAAGGACUGUAGAGUUUCAUCGGCUAGUAUAGUAUUGAUACAGGUCAUUUUAUAGGAACACACAGCUGUAAUGUUCUCCAAUAUUCUUGGUAAGGGGUAGGAGCAGAUGGGGGGGGGGGGGGGGGGGUGUUACAAUUUAGUUUUAACUAUACCCUAUGAUACUGGUCGUGACAGAAGGGAACAUGUUGAUACUCUUUAAUUGCACUAAAAUCGAGCAAAAAUAACUUAAUACUCAGCGAAAUUACAAUCAAUUUAGUAUUUACCUCCUUUCUGAAUUUUAAGCUUAAAGCUUUGGGAAAGAAUGAUAUUGCAGGAUAGGUUUUUCUUACUUAGUAGCAAGAGUUCAAUUGCAUCUAUUAGAUUGGAGAAUGAAUUGGUAUUCACUGCAGCAGUUUAAUAGAAUGUUAUCCUGUAGUGGAUAUUGAACAUGCAGUUGCCCUUAGCUGCACCUAUGCUGGUCAUAUAAUUUAUUGAGAAAGAGGGGGUAAAAAUGAAGAAUAAAAAAAACAAAGAUAUAAUGGUUUGCCAUUCAAGCCACUCUACAUGAAAGGAUUAAGAAAGAGUUCAAGAGAGAAAGAGAGAGAAAGAGAAAGGGAGUGAGAGAGAGAGAGAGAGAGAGAGAGAGAUGAGUGAAGGAGCGAAAAAAGUUAUGUCAUGUACAAAUGAAAAGCUUGCCAGAAAGGCUGUAAAACAUGUAUAAAAUGCUAUGUAUUUGAUGGAUGUCGCCUGUUUGUUUGAAUACAUGUAUCGGUUGUAAUUUAUUAAGUUUGUUCUCCAACUCUCUUUGUUUUGUAGUGAAGUUUUCUUUAUCCUCGUUGCUACAGUAUGACUUAGAUGUAGCGAUGUACCUUUGGAAAUCUUGGAGAUACCGUAAGGCCUGUAUAAAGGGAAAUGAUGAAGCUAACAUUUCCGAACUAAAAUUGUUUGGGGACAUUCGUUUGUCGUCAUAUAGUGUAAGUAAAAAAAAUAGAAAGUACAACAUAAAGAUCUAUUUUUUGAAAUGUGGUAUAUAUACAUUGUAUGAAAUUGUAUGGCAUUUCUCCUAUCUGUUUUUGUGCUGUAUUAUGUACAUGUGUAUGACUAAGAAAAAAAUAAUGCUAACAGCAUAAGAUGAUCAAGUGCUCUGUACAAUGUUAUGCUCGACUGUAUAUUGCAUUAAAAAAUGAAGAAAACAAAAAAUCAGAUUUAAAAGUAUUAAACUAACAAAAAAGUAUAUAUAUAAAUAUAUAUCUAUAAUAUAUAUACAUAUCAUUGUGUAUAGUACUGUUAUCUAAAUUGAACAAAGUCUACACUAUGAAUGACGUGCUUUGUUAGCGUAAGUUUAUUCAGCAUUCAAGUUGGUGUUAGAGAUGAAUGGAGAUGGCUUUGUUUGUUUGAUAAACUACAUGUACUGAAUUCUGCGUGUGUAAUCAUCAUUGACAGGCCACCGGGCUCUAUGCUUCUGCUUUCGUCUAUCUACACUGGAUCUCACUUUCCACUUUGGUUCUACAAUCAAGAUUUGGUUCUCAAAUCAGUAUUAGGCUGUUAUCAGGUUAAAAUGACAAAAAACGAUCUGAUGUAGUGCGGCAUGUGGGCUACCACACUCGUGUUUCACAUUAUGAGUUGAAGGCGACAUCAAUUUUGUCGAUUAAAGGCCGAAAGAACGUGAAUUCAAGAGAAGUGCUCUCUUUACGAGGCUUGAAUGACAAAAUGAUAACUCGGUUUUGUGUGUAAAUAUAUAUAUCAACAGACUGAGAGAAUAAUGUGAAGUACACACGAAGAAACAUAAUGACAUCGCUAUGAUGAAACAGAAAAGAGAACAAGCGAUGAAAAACUACAGUAACAUUCCGAGCUAUUUUUUACCACCAGAACGUAGGGUUUACAGUUUUUGGCAUUUAUGCAUUCACUUAAGGAUGGGAUUCUGCGAGAACUUGAUUUCUUUGGUUGUUUUUCAAUGUUAGUUUCAAGUGUAAAUCAUUCUAUUAUUGCCAUGGCUCAACAUUUUUGUUUUCUUUCUUGUGUAGAAUAUGUAGAGAUCUAUUUUUAUCUGUGUGACAUAAUCUUAGGACCAAUAAUAUUGUUUCCUUUUUAACUUGUAUUUGCAUUCAUUUAUGUAUAUGUAUAUUCACAAUUCAUUGGCGCAUUGUACUAUUUCAAUUUUUGAUGUAGAGUUAUAAUUUGAUACUUAUAUUUUGAUUUGAGGCGAAAGGUAUGAUCUGAAGUAUUUUACUGAAACGGUCAGAACUUAAUGAAUGUGUACAGGCAUAACAGUUCAUCGUUAUUUUUAUUGUUAUUAUCAACUAUCAUUAUUUUCAUUAUAUGAGAUAUAUUUUUCUGAAUUAUAAGUACAAUGUACAUGUAUCUGCAUAAGUAUGCUAAGGCCGUUGGUAGAACAUACCAGGCCUUUCCCGCCAUUUUGUUGUUGAAAAUACUCCAAACACAUUUUAAUGCAGGAAAAAAUGUAGACUACUACACCACACUUUCCUUUUCUAAAUUUUGUUCAUAUCCUUGAUAUUUUUGCAUCUCGUUUCAUUGUCAUUUUGGAGUGAACUUGAAAGAUUAAUUUUCAUUCAAGAAUCUAGUCUUCACUGUUACUUAUAGGUUUUCAAAUUUGCCAUGAAAAUUUCACAUUCCCAUAUUUUGAGCAUUUCUACAGCUUUUUCCACUGCCAGCCCUAGAGAUCUUCUUUUGAGUCCACGCAAUGAUUAAGAACAAACAUGAAUUGCAUGAAAGUCGGAACUUUUAGAUUUAUUUCAGUAUUAUCAAUAGACUUACCCAUCGUAAGGUUUUGAAUUUGUCCCAAUUCUUUUGAUAUUUAAACUUGUUCAAAAGUUUUUAAUAAUGUAAACGUGUAAAGUAUUUAUUAUUUUGGGAGUGUGCCACAUCAUAUUCAUUGUUUCAUUUAUUACAAAGUUCUGAGUCAUUAUUUAUUUCUCUUCUUUUUUCCAUUUACAAAUUUUUAAAAAUAGUUGGAACGCGUAAAAGUUUAUUCAGAGUUUCAUAUUUAAAGGAUUUCAGGGUCGUUCUUCUUUAAAAGAAUAAAACAAAAAAUUGAAAUCUAUGAAAGGGUUUCCUAGCAACUUGUAGGGACUAUUUGACGUAAUAAUGCUUAGGAACAUGGCGUAAAAUGACAAAUUUUGAAAGAACUUCUACAAAAAGAUUGUAAGAUAAAUAAAGAUGGGGGAAAUGUGCUAUGGAGAAGCAUUAUUCACUUUCCCAAGGAUGAAUGCUUAAAUCCAUGCGCAGAUUGUUUCAAGGUCGAUAAGGCUUUUUUUGUUAGGAUCAUAAACCAAGCAAUGCAUUCACCAGAAGGCAUUUACAUGUCUUGGCAUAUCUGUCACUGCCUCGUUAUUUAAACUCACGUGGAGAAAUCAAUGUUCUGAUUUUCAUACAGGUCUUUUAAUUAUGAAAGAGCACAACUUUAACAUGUAUCAGAGUAAGCACAAAUUACAAGAUAGCAAGUGUUUUUGUGAAAUGGAAAUAGGUUCACUUGUGUUUGGUUGAUGGCACAUUGAGUAGAAGUUUUCAGAAUUUGUUGUAAAUUUUCUUAAAUUAAUCAUUGCUUCCUGGCAUUAUGUCUCCUGCUUCCUAUGAAACGUAAUGCAAAUCAGAUUAUAUCUUAUUUUUUUUGGUAAACUGAGCAGAUUAUUUGCAGAAAAGGUUAUUUUUUUGUAUUAGAUGAUUUUUGCUUUUAUAGUUCAAGUAUACCUUAUGAAUUUUCCCCAACUCCUUUUCAAGUAAUGUAUGUCUUUUUUCUUCUAGAGAAUGUGAAGGUUAUUUUCACUUGUUUGGAGAGUCUCAAUUGUUUAAAAUAUCAAUUUUGUUUUCUUGGUAGAACCGAAUUUGUUAUUGAAUUUUUUGCGAUUCAUUCUUCAAGUAAUUUUAUUGAAAUGAGUUGUAAGGAAAAAAAUGAUCAAAAUGGAUGGAAGGAAUCUAAACUAGCAAACCAGAACGAAAGGUUUUUCGCCUCUCCCUUUCUGUAAAUUUGAAAUCCAACUCAAGCUUGCAUUGAGAAAAUGCGAAAUUAUUGAAGUAAAAAAAUGGAGUGUAUAGCAAGAUGGGAACCAGUAUGAACGCCUUGAAAACACCUUGUAGAACGAGUCUUAUAUUGUGCUAUUGUUGAGCGUAUGAGGAAUUUGGAUUAAAAAAUGCCUUACUGUCCUUGCAGAGUUAUCUAUUUAAUCACAACAAAACAAAUAUAUAAAUAUAUAUAUAUAAAUGUUGCUUAUUUCGUGGAUGUUCUUCUUUGAUUUCUCAACUGCGCGAUAAAACCUGUAUGCCAAUCUUUGGUACGUAGAAAAGUCUUAGUCGAUUGACUGUAUUGUGUAUCUUAUAUAUUAGCUGAACAAAUAAACAGAAAAAUGAAGAAAAAAUUAACAGUGCGUGUCUGUGGAACUUGCGAAAAAUGUGUUUUGAGCAGAUCACAAAAAAGCUAAACUAUGAAGAAAAAAAAGUGGUUAAAAUGCAUUCUUUGUGAUUGAAAUUGACAUGAAUAAAUGUGCUCAUUUCUUUUCCGUGCCAAACCGUAAGAAAAAAUGAAAACAAAUAUACCAAUAUAUCUUACAGUCUAUAGUAUGAUAUUGAAAAAUAAAACAUCGUCUAAUGGCGCUUACAUAGCCAGAAAUGUA
This is a messenger RNA of Strongylocentrotus purpuratus (purple sea urchin), 12273 nucleotides long. Its product is annotated as fibronectin type-III domain-containing protein 3A. The record is from RefSeq and is a predicted model, not a curated record. Gene Ontology annotation, molecular function: protein binding. The transcript has 21 exons. Lineage: Eukaryota; Metazoa; Echinodermata; Echinoidea; Camarodonta; Strongylocentrotidae. Bases 431 to 4612 code for a protein of 1393 amino acids.